AUGGUAGAAGUCGGUAGCGAACUCGUGAAAUCAGGCUCGUCGCAAGACCCACCGCAGGGGCAGGUUACACGUCGAUCUUCCCAUAGACUGGAUGAAGAAGUUCUAGUCGAUGCUCAGCCUCCGAUGGGAUUCACCCGCGCGUUGAUCAUUACCACGGCGUGUACCCUGGCUAUGGUAAUGUCUGGCGCCUCAAUCUCUAUUGCGUUGCCCGAUAUUGGAGUGGACCUGGGCAUUUCUCAAUCGGAACUUCAAUGGCUUAUAUCGUCUUAUGCUCUUACUUCUGGGUGUUUCUUAUUACUGUUCGGUCGACUUGCGGAUCUUUUCGGACGUAAAAAGGUGUUCUUAGCCGGGACAGUGUGGUCACUAGCAUGGUCGUUGGGGAGCGGCUUCGCACCCAACUCGAUAGCCCUGAACGUGAUGCGUGCCCUUCAUGGAAUGGGUUCCGCUGCUACAGUUCCAUCGGCGAUUGGUAUCUUAGCCCACGAGUUCCCUCCUUCGAGGUCUCGUUCCAUCACAUUCGCGACAUUUAGCGCCGGAGCCCCUCUUGGGGGUGCGAUUGGGUUUGUGAUUGGCGGCGUCAUGACGGAGUACACAAGCGUGGCGUGGAGAGGAGUGUUCUAUGUUAGCGCAGGGGUCGCCGGGCUAACCAUGCUAGCGGCGGCUCUUGCGAUACACAAGGAUGAGCCUUCCACAGAGAAGGAUAGACGCGUGGAUUGGGUUGGAGCUGUACUUUCUACAACGGCGCUAGUACUAUUGACCUUUUCUUUGGCUCAGUCAUCCUCGGUCAAGGAUGGAUGGAGGACACCUUAUAUUCCGGCUGUCCUAGUUGUUUCGGUUCUAUUGUUAGUCUGCUUCGUUAGUUGGGAAUAUUACCUCGAAACUCGUACAACCCAUCCGCCCCUAAUGCGUCUGGGAUUGUGGACGCGAGCCAAUGGGAGAUUUGCCGCUGUCCAACUCAUAGUUUUCUUUGAUUGGGCCUGCUUUACAACAUGGUUAUUCUUUGUCACUCUUUACUAUCAGGAGUACAAGGGAAUAUCUCCCGUCGGUACUACCGUUCGCGUAUUGCCCAUGGCAGUUAGCGGAUUGCUUUGCAAUCUCGUUGUUGCGUUAGUUGUGGGUCGAAUAUCUGGAACCGCGCUAAUUGCCUUUGGAUGUUUCUUUACUGCUCUUGCCUCCUUGCUUUUCGCCCUCAUUGUUCCUUCGGCGUCUUAUUGGGCGUUUGGAUUCCCGGCGGCGGCCGUGGUCGUAUUCGGUGCUGACUUCAUGUUUGCGACGGGCUCGCUGUUCGUCGCCAAGAUUGCUCUGCCGCACGAGCAAAGCCUUGCGGGGGGGAUCUUCAAUACGGUCAAUCAACUUGGUACUGCGUUCGGAUUGGCUAUUGCGAGCGUAGUCAGCGACACUGUGCAUCGGAGGGCUUUGCGCGAGUCGGGUGACGAACUAGGUUCACUGCUGCGGGGGUACCGAGCCGCAUUUUGGACUUGCUUUGGGUUCGGUACUGUGGCACUGGUACUUACUGUGAUUUUUCUCCGCGGUAUUGGUAUCGUUGGGCACCAAGGCGGGGAAGGUCAUGGUAAUGAUAAUAAUGGCUCUAAUCGUACUACUUCUCGCAGCGGUCACCACGCUAGGCUGUACACUCGUUUUGGAAGCCAAGGAGUCAACUUGUGGAACCUACACAGCCAGCUCAUAGGCAACAAAGUUCAGGCUGGCGGAGACCAGGAAAGUCAACAGUUCCUGUUGUCCGACGCGAGCGGUGGCAAGGACAAGUUACUCAAGGCACAAUACUUUAAACAGCCCCUCGACCAUUUUGACAAGUCGGUGAAUAGCACAUUUGGACAACGUUAUUGGGUAAAUAAAGAAUAUUACGAACCGGGCGGGCCGGUGUUUGUGUUGGAUGGGGGUGAAACAUCCGGAGAAGAUAGGCUUCCCUUUUUGCAAACGGGUAUUUUGGCAAUCCUCGCAAAUGCAACCAAGGGUCUAGGCAUUGUGCUCGAGCACCGUUAUUACGGGGAAUCAAUUCCAGUUGCCGAUUUUUCGACAGACUCGAUGCGAUGGCUCACCAACGCACAAGCACUCCAAGACUCUGCUAAUUUCAUUGCCAAUGUGAAGAUUGAGGGCCUGGAUUACAAUGUGACUGCACCUGGAACCAAGUGGAUCUAUUACGGGGGGUCGUAUGCGGGCGCACGUGCGGCCCACAUGCGGGUUCUGUACCCUCAUUUAGUCCAUGGCGCGAUUGCUUCCAGCGCGGUUACGCAUGCAGCUAUAGAUUACUGGGAGUAUGCAGAUGCGGUCCGACGCACCGCGGACCCCGUCUGUAUCGGUCACCUGACAACGGCAAUCCAAGCGAUUGACGACUUGCUGUCAACUAGAGUGCUGGCGAAGAGUUUGAAAUCGUGGUUUGAGUUGGGUGAGCUCGAGUCUGACCAGGAUUUUGUGUCGGUACUCAUGUCUCCUAUUGGCUACGUGCAAGGUCAGAACUGGGAUAGCGCAGUGGGGAGCGAUGAAUGGUCUCGCUUCUGUGCCGCGCUCGGCAGUGGCGGCGCUGACAGCACGCUGGGAUGGUGCUUUGGGACUAGGGACGAUUCGAAAUUUCGAUUGACCGAUCUGGGUCAGGAGUGGCGGGCAUGGACAUGGCAGGUCUGCACUGAGUGGGGAUAUUUUAUGGGUGCGCCGCCGAAUCAAGCGUAUCCGACGAUUGUAUCUAGGCGUCUCACCCUCGACUACACAUCGGCGAUUUGCAGACAGGCGUUCCCGCCGGGCGAGCAUAUUUCGGUGCCGGAUUGGCCAAACGUCACAGCUGUAAAUGCACUCGGGGACUAUGGACUAUCCGCUGAUCGGCUGGCCUUUAUCGAUGGAGAUGAGGACCCCUGGCUACCGGCAACACCUCACAGCCCCCAUGCUCCCGAGCGCGCAGACACAGUCUUGCGGCCGUUCAAGCUGAUCCGCACGGGAGUACAUCAUCACGACGAGAAUGGAGUUGAACCUCACAGCGAGGAACCAGCGCAUAUUCAGGCGAUACACAGACAGGAGAUUGAGUUCGUCAAGGCAUGGCUCAAAGGCACGACGGAUUGA
This is a messenger RNA of Rhizoctonia solani, 3069 nucleotides long. RefSeq names its product Serine carboxypeptidase S28. Gene Ontology annotation, molecular function: serine-type exopeptidase activity; transmembrane transporter activity. Gene Ontology annotation, cellular component: membrane. NCBI's taxonomy places the organism in Eukaryota, Fungi, Basidiomycota, Agaricomycetes, Cantharellales, Ceratobasidiaceae. Gene Ontology annotation, biological process: proteolysis; transmembrane transport. The transcript is spliced from 28 exons. The record is from RefSeq and is a predicted model, not a curated record. Bases 1 to 3069 code for a protein of 1022 amino acids.